This is a messenger RNA of Cuscuta europaea, 1865 nucleotides long. NCBI's taxonomy places the organism in Eukaryota, Viridiplantae, Streptophyta, Magnoliopsida, Solanales, Convolvulaceae. The record is from the annotation of a GenBank genome assembly.
CACAGCAAAAAUAUAUCGGUGCAAAUAUUGCAUAUACAAAAUAAGCAAAUAUUUUAUCUGGGUAGAACGAGUCUUGAUCGACCAUUUUCUCUUAAAAAUAAGGUGACAUCUCCGACACCUUUCUAAAUGAUUCAAAGGUUACAUUCUCAUUGGUCCAUGUGGACAAAUGUAUGGUACGGUACCAUAGAAUCUACUUAAAAACAAUUUGUCUAAAUACAAUCAAACGCAUCUGGUUCCAUCGCUUUCUAUAGUGACCCACCACUUCCAUCCUUUCAUUACUUUCGCGACCAAUCCCACUCAACCCUGGAUAUGGCCUGCCACAGUGACCAUGUCGUCGUCUACAACGAAGAAGAAGAUCCCGACGAAGAGGAUGACUAUGACGAAACUCCGCCCAAUGUUAUCGACAACGAAGACGACGAUGAUGGAUCCACUUCGUCCUCCAGCUUCGGCGCCGAUCCAAUCCCCCACUCCUCUGUCCAUCCACCGGCACCAUUGUCCUACUCAAAGCCCACCGUCACGGUGGCUGGCGUCCCUAGUGGUUCCUUCCGCCCCGAUCUGAUUCGAAAGCGGACGGAGGACAGUGUAACGGUCACCGCCGCCACUUCUACAAUCUUCGAGGAUAAGAAAUCGCCUGCCGCCGUUUUGGAUGAGUCGCGGAAGCUCUUUCAACGGCUGUGGACCGACGAGGAUGAAAUUGAGUUGCUGAAGGGGUUCCUCGAGUAUACCGCGCAUCGCGCGGCCACCAGCUCGUCGUCGCACCAGCACCAUGAUACGGCGGCGUUUUAUAACCAGAUCAAGAGCAAGUUGCAGCUCGAUUUCAACAAGAGCCAGCUCGUGGAGAAGCUCCGGCGCUUGAAGAAGAAGUACCGGACCGUGGCGAGCAAGAUGGAGACCGGCGGAAAAGAGUACGUAUUCAAGAGCACUCACGAUCAGGUUACUUUCGAGAUCUCGCGAAAGAUCUGGAGCAAUAACUUUGGUUCCGCCGUCCGUGGUGGGGGAGUCAUCGCCGCCUCCGUGGAGGACGGCGGAUGUGAAGAUUUAGAGUCAAACCCUAACCAUACCCUCCCUAAUCUUACAGAACAACAAAUUGCAAUCGGGACAGACUCAAAAGCACCUAAUUCAUCAAGGAAACGAUCGCGAGGACCAUCCACAACCCCGAAAAUAGAAGAAAAACAAAAGCCGUUGCUCUGCCAGCCAUCAUCUGGGGUUACUACUAGUUUAGCUACGCCAACCACAUCCAUCCCGAACGCCAACGCUUCCAGCACGGCGGUGAAGCCACUGUUCAAGGCAGUGACACUGACGCCGGUGGCCGCCACCCCACCAAAAAUCACAGGCACUUCCAUACCGGGCCUGAUUGAGGAAACAGUGAAGAGCUGCCUUUCUCCAACAAUGAUUGGAUGGAGAGGGGCAGGGAUGUCCACAGCGAUGGGCCAGCUGAUGCUGCCAUUAGGGUUAUUAUGGAGUGACCCAUUGAGCCCAGAAAUGAGGAUGAUGACUGACAACAAAUGGAGGAGGCAACAUAUGUUAGAAUUGGAGGUAUACUCAAGAAGAAUAGAGUUGGUGCAGGAUGAGAUCAAGGAACAAUUGGAGCAGCUGAGAUCCAUGGGAGGAGGAGGAAGUUGAUGAUGUCCCAAAAAUUUCCAACACUUGGCAUGCGGGCCCAUGGAAUUAACUUGGAAUUCAUAUUAGAUAACAUCUUUUAUUUUUAGGAGUGGGGUCAAUAAUUUUUCUCCUCUUUAUAGUUUUCAUCAAACAAACCAAACUAUUGUACUCUUGUAGUACAUUUCUCCAUUAUAUUGUUGAUGCAAAUAGCAGGGUGAAAGAUGGAAUAUUGAAUGAAAAAAACACAUUCUUUUCUGGUGAUA